GAGACAAGAGAGGGAGGGAGAGAGAGAGAGCGUGUGUGUGAAGCAGAGAGAUCCUCUUCUCUAUAAAACCUCUCUAAUGGUUUCUAUUGCUCCCCUCUCUUCUUAAAUUCUCUCCCCCUUUCCUCUCUCUCUCUCUCUCUCUCUCUCUCCCCAAUGGAAUUCGAUCUCGAGAAUCCGCUCAUCAGCAACGAGGAUGACUUGAUCUCCGAUCUCUUCGCCGCCGAAUCCGAUCACAUGAGCUCGUUUGCUGGAAACGUCACCCAGGCUUCCCGCCAAAACGCGGUCUCUUUAAUCAUUCAGGCGCAGUUCACUUGGAAUCUUGAUCCGUUCUUGAGCUACCUCGCUGUGAACUACAUCGAUCGUUUCCUCUCCAAGAGAGAAAUCCCGAGUGGAAAACCAUGGAUCGAACGGCUCCUCACCAUCGCCUGCCUCUCUUUGGCUUCAAAGAUGAAGAAGGUGGACUUUUGCCUUGCUGAUCUUCAGAGAGACGAGGGGUUUAUUUUCGACGGACAAACGAUUCAUCGGAUGGAAAUGCUUGUGCUUGGGACUUUAGAGUGGCGAAUGAGAUCGAUCACUCCCUUUUGCUUCAUCAAUUACUUCAUCGCUUUCUUCAAGCCCGAUCAGCUUCCUUAUCUUGAAGCUCUCAAGAAUCGCGCUCUGGAAACUCUUUUCUUGGCUCAGAAUGAGAUCAAGAUUCUUGAAUUUAAACCCUCUCUUAUUGCCGCAUCGGCGCUGCUCUCCGCCGCCAACGAGCUCUUUCCAAUCCAAUUUAAUGCAUUCAAAUCCGCAAUCUCAGCUUCUGAAUUUGUACAUAAGGAGAAGUUAUCGGAGUGUCUGAGCGUGAUGAUUGACGUGGCGAUGGACAGCUGUGAAUCGACGUUUGAGAUGAUCUCAAGCUCUAAUACACCGGUUACGGUGCUCCGCGGAGCACAUGAUCUCUCGGCUACUGAAAGCGACCUGACCGUUGGAUCCAAAUCCGACGAUCGCAAUGUUAAGAAGCGGAGGACUGCUGCUGCUCUUUCUGGUCUUAGACUGAAGCCGAAUUAAAAUAUUAAGAGAUCGGAAAAAUGAAAAAAGACAUUAUAGAGAAAAAAUCAAAAAAAAAAAAAACUAUUAUGGUUUGCUGUGGUAAUAUAUUUUGGCUUAAUUUUAUUUUAUUUAUUUUCCGGUUUUUUGUUGUUUCGGGAAAGCUGGAAACAGACGAAGGGAGAGGACAAACGACAGCUUUGGACUGGAUAAAAAACGUGGUCUGUAAUUUUUGCAGUUUAGUACGUACACAAAUUAGAAAUUAGUGCUUCUUAGUUAGUUA
Messenger RNA from Asparagus officinalis (garden asparagus), 1309 nucleotides. Its product is annotated as cyclin-D6-1. Gene Ontology annotation, molecular function: cyclin-dependent protein serine/threonine kinase regulator activity. The transcript is spliced from 6 exons. Gene Ontology annotation, cellular component: nucleus; cyclin-dependent protein kinase holoenzyme complex; cytoplasm. The coding region runs from base 154 to 1047 and encodes 297 amino acids. Lineage: Eukaryota; Viridiplantae; Streptophyta; Magnoliopsida; Asparagales; Asparagaceae. Gene Ontology annotation, biological process: regulation of cyclin-dependent protein serine/threonine kinase activity; mitotic cell cycle phase transition. The record is from RefSeq and is a predicted model, not a curated record.